Messenger RNA from Cyprinodon variegatus (sheepshead minnow), 3728 nucleotides. RefSeq names its product zinc fingers and homeoboxes 1 (gene zhx1). NCBI's taxonomy places the organism in Eukaryota, Metazoa, Chordata, Actinopteri, Cyprinodontiformes, Cyprinodontidae. Gene Ontology annotation, cellular component: nucleus. The transcript has 8 exons. The coding region runs from base 416 to 3340 and encodes 974 amino acids. Gene Ontology annotation, molecular function: DNA binding; DNA-binding transcription factor activity, RNA polymerase II-specific. The record is from RefSeq and is a predicted model, not a curated record. Gene Ontology annotation, biological process: regulation of transcription by RNA polymerase II.
CUAGCUUCCAGCAGCGGUACUAAAAAAAUUGGUCGGAUUUGUUAACUAGCGGUGCCUUUUUUAUGAAAAUGUCCUCCCCAUAAGCAAGACAACAGAGUACACAAUGUGUGCUGAAGCAGAGGCAGCGAAACACGAAGCUAGCAGGCGACGGUGAGCGAAAGGCCGGCUGUUAGAGCGGCUCCGUGACGGGCUGAAGCAGAUGUGAUCCACGGUGAAUUUGGGUAAAAGGCGGAAGACUGCGUAUCAACAGGGCGAUGCUACACAGCUACAGCCGCUAGUCAGCUAACUGGCUGUUCCAACAUGCAGGAAUCAAAAUCCACGGACAAAUUCCAACUUCCAGCAUCCGUAUUUAUGGAACCAUAACAGGACGGCUGACGCUUUCUUCAGUACUCUGCUAAGCUGAACAAAACCGAGGAUGUCGAGCAGGAGAAAAUCGACCACACCCUGUAUGGUUCCUACUCAGGAAGCCCUAGACUCGGAUCAGGAGGUGGAGGAUGUUAUGGACAUCACAGACCCGGAGGAUAGCAACGAAGGGGCUGCGCUUUAUUCUGAGGUUCCUUCUUUGUCGGAGGAUCCAGCUGAGGAUGCCGACGUCAGGCCGGACGCGGUGCCGGACCCAUACCUGGACUUGAACACGGCUGAAGGGGGAUACGAGUGCAAGUACUGCAGCUUCCAGACUUCAGAGCUUAACCUGUUUACCAUGCAUGUGGACACGGAGCACCCUGAUGUCGUCCUUAACGCCUCCUACGUCUGCGUGGAAUGUGACUACCACACCAAAAGUUACGACACGCUUCAGGCCCACAACGCUCGGCUACAUCCAGGAGAGGACAACUUCACGAGGACAAUGGUGAAACGAAACAACGAGACCAUCUUCCAGCAGACGGUGAACGAUCUCACCUUCGACGGCAGCUUCGUCAAAGUGGAGGAAGACGAGGCGGAGGUAACGUCCCGCAAAGCCAUCCCGCUCAGCAAAACUCCCAUCAUGAGGAUCAAGAGCCGGCCUGAACCUAAAAAGUUUGCUGCAGCCCAAAAACUGCCAAUGGACGUCAUCAAGGUGGAGAGCGACGACGAGUACGAUGAGAACCAGGAGCCGCCCACUCUGUCGCCUGCUCCCACAGCCCUUGCUGCUUCCACGCCGCGCCUCAUCCCCGUCUCCACGCCGCUGCAGGUCCAGGCCGUCCCUCAAGGCAUCAUGGUGAACAGCUCCAACAUGCUGCAGAUUAAAGGUGGCUCCUCUGGUGGCUCAGUCCUGCCCCCGGGGACUCUGGCCCAGGUUCUUUCCGCCCUGCAGACCCAACAGAGCCCUCAGACCCAGCUGCUAAUCCCCAUCAGCAGCAUCCCUACCUACAACAGUGCCAUGGACAACAACGUCCUGCUCGUCAGCGCUUACAACAGGUUUCCGUAUCCUUCUGUAUCAGAGAUCAUUGGCCUGUCAGCGCAGACAAAGUUCAGUGAGGAGCAGAUCAAGGUCUGGUUUUCAGCCCAGAGGCUCAAACAUGGAGUCAGCUGGACACCAGAGGAGGUGGAGGAAGCAAGGAGGAAGAAGUUUAACGGCACAGUUCAGACUGUACCCCAGACCAUCACAGUCAUCCCUGCCAACAUUGGUGCGUCUACUAAUGGGCUGCAGUCCAUCUUUCAGACCUGCCAGAUCGUUGGACAACCAGGUCUGGUCCUCACUCAGGUGGCUGGCAGCGGGAGCACCGUGCCUGUGGCGUCUCCCAUCACCCUAACUGUAGCGGGGGUACCUGGAAACCAGCCCAAGGCAGCCGAAGCUUCAGCGCCUGAAUCAAACGCUGACGUUUCGGCUUCCUCCGCCAGCACCUCGCUCAGUUUGGAUGCAGGAGCUACGAAACCGAAGAAGUCCAAAGAGCAGCUGGCUGAGCUGAAGGCAAGCUACAGCAGGAGGCAGUUUGCCACAGAGGAGGAGAUAUCGAGGCUCAUGGAGGUCACCAAACUCUCCAAAAGGGCGAUAAAAAAGUGGUUCAGUGACACCCGCUAUAACCAGAGAAACUCAAGGGAUCACCACAGCUUGCUGCUGAGCGAAACUUCGUCCAGCAGAGCAGCUCUCUCAGGAGCAGGUCGGGCUGCGAGGAGCAGCAGCAACAGCUUUACUGAGAACAUUAACAGCGAAACGCUUUCGGACUUAAGCACCACCACAGUGGGCACACCCACUACAGCCACCAUGACUACCACAACCAUAGUUAUCGACUCCAGCGACGAUGCCAGCGACUCCUCCCCAACUACUGCCAACGCUCCAAGUUCCUCUGUAUCAGCGAGCGACCCACGUGUCAAAUUCCGCCGCGCUUUUCCUGACUUUACGCCCCAGAGGUUCAAGGAAAAAACCACAGAGCAGCUGCAGAUCCUGGAGGCCAGCUUCCAGAAAUCAGACAUGCCUUCAGACGAGGAGCUGAGCCGACUGCGUUCCGAAACCAAGCUGACGAGAAGGGAGGUGGACGCUUGGUUUACAGAGAGACGGAAAACGCCUUCAGCAGCGUUAUUAAGAGACAGUGAUACUGAGAUGGAGGAAAAGGUCAAACCCACUACUACGCCUGCGGUAUCUCAGGAGGGACAGACUACCACUCCGCCUGCAGGGAGGAAGAUCCUAAAGAAGACCCCAGAACAGCUCCAUGUUUUGAAGAAAGCCUUCGUUCGCACUCAGUGGCCGACAUCCGAGGAGUAUGAUCAGAUGGCAGAGGAGACCGGCCUGCCGCGGACCUACAUCGUCAACUGGUUCGGAGACACGCGCUACGCCUGCAAAAACAGCAACCUAAAGUGGUACUACCUGUACCAGAGCGGCAAGGUGGAUGAGGCAUUGAACGGUGCAGGAAAGGGCCAGAAGAAGUCUAGGAAGCGAAGCCGAGGUUGGUCCAGGAGGACCCGCCGGCCGUCCCCCUGCAAACGUUCCCCACAAGGUGGCGCAGGACUCAUCAAGGUGAAGUCUGGAAAGACGUUUCUAAAGGAUUACUACCUCAAGCACAGAGCUCUGAGUGAGAAAGAUCUGGACGAUCUGGUGACAAAGUCUAAAAUGAGUUACGAACAGGUGAGGGACUGGUUCUCUGAUACAGCCAGAAGGGUGGAGGAGGGAAAGGAGCCAUUCAGCGACGAGGACGGGGAGGAGGAGGAUGAAGAGGAGGAGGAAGAAGAAGAGGAAGAGGUGGCAACAACUGAGUGUAGAGACAGUGAAGGAGAAAUGGAGGCAAAAGAACAAGGAGAGGCUUCGUCAAAGGAUGAGGAGGUCAAGGACGAGACAGAGGACCCCAGUGAGGAGGAGGAGAAAGGUGUACAGGAGGAUCCUGAAGGUGUCGGCCAAUCACAGCCUCAGACCGAGGAGCAGACAUGAGCAGACAGAUUCAGCAUUGCUGCCCCCACUGUGGAGACAACAGAGGACAAUGCAAGACGUGUUUCUCAGCUGGAGAGUCAGACCCAUAGAUGGCUGCGGAGAGCUCAGACGGAUCAUACCACGUCUAACAAACGUGACAUGAUCAAGGUUUGUGGCUUGAGAUGAAGUCGGGGUAACGAUGCAGCUGAAAAUCUCUGAGCCUGAGGAAGUGCAGGACGCCCGCUGUGGGUUUAGUUUCUUCUAAGUGAUGGAAAGUGGGGACCAAGUGAAUGCACAAAACAAAGCUUUUCACCAAACGUUUCUGUACUGCCCUCUUACAAGGAACAGGAUUUUAUUUCAGGACCUUUAGGUCCUUUUUCUUAUAAAACAAAAGAAACUUUGUAUAAAG